UCGCGGUAUUCGGAUCAAGCAUGCAAAUAUGAUAUGCGUUGGCUACUUACUUUACCAAAAACGCUGAUUCUGUUAGAUCGCUUAUUAGACGACCUCGUUAGGGCAAUCUGUAUAAACUCUAAUAAUGAUGGCUCUUGAAAUAUCUGUAUAAAGUUUAGCAGUGAAGAAGUUUACUUUGUUUUCACAUCUGCAUUUAGACACAUAAAGCCGCCGAUCCAUGAUGCUUCCAGCGGUGCUUAUCGCGCUGGUGUUGGCAAGCUGCACCCUAGGGUGUCAGUUACCCUCGGACUGGAGACCCCUGAGUGAGGGAUGCAGAGCGGAGCUCGCAGAGAUUAUAGUCUUUGCAAAAGUUCUGGCCGUCCAUCAGGAAACGUACAAUAUCUAUAACUACCUGCCGUGGCACUAUGAGGCUGGUGAUGGGGGGCUCUUCUAUGCAGCCGAGAUUGAGAUGCUCUGUGACCAGGCGUGGGGCAGCAUGCUGGAGGUACCUGCAGGAUCCAGGCUUAACCUGACCGGACUGGGAUACUUCUCCUGCCACUCUCACACUGUGGUGCAGGAUCAGUCCUAUUUCUUCUUUCUCAGAAUGGAUGAGAAUUAUAAUUUACUCCCACAUGGAGUGAAUUUCCAGGAUGCAAUAUUUGCAGACACACAGGAGAACAGAAGGCUAUUUUCCAGUCUUUUCCAGUUCUCCAACUGCACCCAAGGGCAGCACGUAACAACAGCUUUAUCUCCAGAUUGGGAGGUCCAAGAAGACAACAGGCUCAUGUGCUCCUCCAUACAGAGUGCCUUAUUUGAGGAAGAAGACAGGGUAAAGAAGCUUCAACAGAAGGUGGCUACAUUGGAGAAGCGCAACAAACAGCUCCGGGAGCGAGUGAAAAAGGUCAAGCGCUCCUUACGACAAGCAAAAAAGAAUGCCAGGAAUAUGGAAAUGGCAAAUAGGAAGCUGAAUGAGAAGCUGUCUUCUGCGGGAAGACAGACCAUAGACAUGAAUUCUUUUAAGCAGAAGAACUCACAUUCCACCUACCUGAAAGUAUAACAAACUGACCAAUAAACCAGUCGAAAUGUAAAACCUGAACAGGCCAGAUUAUUAGGUGAAGAAGGCACUGAAAAUACCUUUUGAUUAUCCAUGUUUCUACAUGACAUUCAUGUAGUGUUUUGAACAUCUCACUGCCUGUUGAAUAUUUUUUCAUGGCUUUGGAAGGGUAUUCUGUUAGCAUACUGUUUUCUCACUUCUAUCUAGACUUUAAUGGGGUUGCUGGACAGCUCCUCAUUUGAUAAAAGAUGGAGAGUAAAUCAUGAGUCUCUCUGUAGGUUGUAUUAAAAACAAAAUGUAGUGGCUGCGUUUGAUAAACUAGUCUCUCUAUGUAAAUUACACUAUUAUCCAUUUUCCAUUUUAAGCGUAUCUUAUACAUUUUUAUAUUUUGUAGAAACUGUUUUCACUACAAUGUCCUCAAAAGCUACAAAAAUAAAAAUGCAUAUAUUUUGUCAUUA
Molecule: messenger RNA, 1491 nt
Organism: Spea bombifrons (plains spadefoot toad)
Lineage: Eukaryota; Metazoa; Chordata; Amphibia; Anura; Pelobatidae
Gene: CCDC3
Product: coiled-coil domain containing 3
Exons: 3
Coding region: 218-1036 (272 amino acids)
Biological process (GO): negative regulation of gene expression
Cellular component (GO): extracellular region
Source: RefSeq, a predicted model, not a curated record